AUGGCUGCCCGGCCAGGAGAGGAGAAUGUGGCCACACUCUAUGGCGACGUGCACUACUUCUACAGCCCGCCGACAACGAAGCCCCCGCACCACCGCUUCGACAAGGGAUCAUAUAUCUAUCUGUUUGAGGACGCCAACCAGGGCCGCGCGCGCUUAGAGAUUGCAAACAACCCUGGAACCGAGGAUCAAGAUGCCUUUACCGGUUACCUCGACAAAAUCCAUUUGCGCUACUCGUAUAGGCACAUAUGCCUGGUAACACUCACGGUCGGCGAGGUCGAGGGCACCCAGGAGUGGCACCUCCCAACAUGGGAUCCGCAUAACCAGGCCAAGUACCACUACAAGCUGCAUUCCUUAGACAUCUACUUCUGGACUCCCCAAGAUGCAUUGAUGUUCGUCAAUGGCAUCCGACGUGUCCUCCCUGCCGCUCAGUGUGAGGUUCUGGACGAGCCAGGUCCUCCCCCUCGCGAGGAGCCCGAAGUCAGCGCGGUUGUGCAGAGGCUUGAGCAAGCUGCCAUCUCCGAGUCCCAGGCCGAAUCAAGCAACAUUGACUCCAACGAGUCGACCGAACAGCCCGCUCCAAGCUUCUCCGGAGCGCCAGUGUCUGCAGUAGCUGGAGCUACUGGCAUACCCGCGCCUGCUGCUCUUCCUUCCCUUCCUCCUCCUCCUCCUCCUCCAGCCCCUCAACAGUUCGCUCCCAUUGCCUACAACCCUGCCGCACCUCCUGCACCCGAGCAGGUCGUCCAUCGGGAAAAGACCCCGCCACCAGAUGAUGGUUCGCUGAACCCAUUGCAACAGACGCUUGUCAACGAUGCUGCGACCCCCUUCUCUCCCGGCCUUCCUCCGGGAGGGCCGAGUGUGAGCCCAAUCAGCCCCACGGUACCGCCACCGACCUUCCAGCUUCCUCCCGGGGCUCCUACAUUCCCUGGCCCUCCCCAGCGAAGCGUCACAUCUCCUGGGUUUGCACCGCAAGGAUUUGGCUCGCUCAACGUGCCGUCAACUUCAACGAUCGGAGCUACUCCUGUUCCCACUGCAGCCCCGGUUCCGACGCCGGUUGCCUCCGCUCCGUUGCCCCAACCGGGCAUCACUCGAGCUACAACCAUGCCCGUACAAGGUGUUGCGAGUCCACUCGCAAGCCCUAGCUACCCGAACACCGGCAUAAUAGGCUCGGGUCUGGCCACUCCGGGCCUGCCAAAUCCGUAUGCUCCCGUCUCGUAUCCUGGCUAUAUGCAGCCGAAUCCUGCCGCUACUCAUGCGCCAACCCCGCCAGUCGCUGGAGUGAGCGUGGCCCCCCCGCCCGCAACACAGCCGAUGGAUUACAGUGUACACCAGCAAUUUUACGUGCCGGAGAACCAUGUUAAGCCGACCCAGGAACCGAAAGGCAAGCUGGAAGCAGGGGCUGCAAAGUUGGACAGAGCUUUAAUGGGGAUAAUGAAGAAGGUUGAGAAAAAGUUUGGAUAG
Molecule: messenger RNA, 1458 nt
Organism: Thermochaetoides thermophila DSM 1495
Lineage: Eukaryota; Fungi; Ascomycota; Sordariomycetes; Sordariales; Chaetomiaceae
Exons: 3
Coding region: 1-1458 (485 amino acids)
Source: RefSeq, a predicted model, not a curated record